AUGUUGAAUUUACUAUUCAUUUUAAUGAUCACCAUAUGUUAUGCUGCUAAUAAUUCAUCUGUAUGCAUAAAUUAACUAAAAAAAUUGAUUGAAUUACCUAUUGAUGAAUAGCUUUAAACAAUCUUACCUUAUUAUUCUCUAUCAGGUGAUUGGAUAGGGAAGUUCGGAUACUAUGAUAGAUGUCAUAGAAAUGACUAUUCUUAUACAUCAGUUGAAAUUGAUUAACAACUCUUUAAAUAAUAUUAUGGAUUUUGUCAUUCCAAUUAAUGUUCAGCCAAAGAUUUCAAUUCUAAAGAUGGAUAAUAAACUAUAAAACAACUAUUGAACAACAGUGGAAUUGCAAAUCUAUUUAAUGUAAAUUAAUGCAUUCAAUGUAGAUUAAUCCAGAUACAUUAUAAUUAAAUUUCUAUGAUCCAUUAUCUUAUUUUCCACAUCUUGGUUGGGAAACCUAUGUUACAUCAGGAAUAUUAUUAAUCUUAUUUAUCCUUAUAACUAUUGAUCCUAUAUUGAGAUUUAUAACAGCAUGUUAAAGCAAGUAUACACCAGAUGUUAGAGAUUAAAGAUCUUCUAGUUUACAGAGUCCAUAGUGGCUUAGAGAAGGUUUAUAGGAUAAAAGUCAAUAUUAACCAACAUCUAUUAUUAAAGAUUUCUCAAUCAUAGUGAAUUACUAUAAAAUAAUCAAUCUUAAAACUAUAGAUCCUAAUUUAGCCAUAUUUAAUGGAAUCAGAGCUAUUUCAUUUAUGAUGGUUGCUUAUGGACAUGUUAAUGAAAUGACUGCUACUACUACAUAUAUUAAUGAAGUUAAUCUUCAAUAUAAAUCUUGGGUUAUUAUCAUACUUUAUGAUAUGAUGUAUGCUGUUGAUAUUUUUUUUUGGUUGGGAGGUUUCUUUCUAGGUUAUGUGAUGUGUGAAGAAAGAAAAGCUUAAACUUUACAUUAGAAACCAUAAUCAAUAAUAUUAAGUAUUACUCAUCGAUUAAUGAGAAUAUGGCCAUGCUAUUUAUUAUGCAUUGCUAUAAAUUCAUAUAUAAUACCUUAUUUAGGAAGUGGACCUAGAUGGUUUUUAUAAGAAAGAGCAACUUAAUGUCCAGGGGGAGCAUGGAAAAAUGCCUUAUUUAUUGAUAAUUUUUAUGAAGAUUGGCUUAUAUGUUUUGGUUGGGGUUGGUAUUUAACAUGUGAUUUUCAAUUAUUCUUAACAUGUUUAAUACCAAUAAUAAUAUAUUGUUAUGAUUAUAAACUAUUUUCAAAAAUACUAAUAAUAUUGAUGAUUAUUGGAACUUUAGGAUGGGCUUAUUAUCUUACACUUCAUUAUGAUUUUCUUAUACCAGGUAGAAAUACUUACAAUCCAGAUUAUUAUUAUAAAUUUUAUGUUAGUUCUUAUGCUAGAGCACCUCCUUAUUUUUUAGGUUUAUUAAUUGGUAUACUUUAUAGAGAAUUCAAAUAAUCAAAAAAAAGUGGAAAAAUAACUUAUUUGCAUUAAUUUAGAGAUUAUGCAUAAAGCAAUGGAUAGAGAUUAAUAAUGUAAUUAAGUUGUUAUGGAUUGGGAUUUGGAAUAAUGUCAUUUCUUUUUUUUGGAUGGAAAAAAGAAUUUAAUUAGAUUGAAAUGAGUUGGCCAAAAUGGUUUUAACAUAUUUAUCAUGCUAUUUGUAGAUUUUUAUUUACUUUUGGAUUGACAUUAAUUAUUUUACCUAAUUUAGUUGGAGCAUAUGAUUUGUAUAUAUAAUAUUCUUAUUUUAGAUUUAAUACUAAAUUUAUGAAUAAUACUUUAUUUAAAUUGAUGGCAAAAAUCUCAUUUACUAUGUAUUUAGUACAUUUAAUGAUAAUUGUUAUUUUGACUGAGACAUUUUAUGAAACUCCAUCAUUCGCUUAAUUAGACUUAAUAACUUGUUUUGUUUGUGCUGUAACUCUUUCAAUUGUUUUUGGAUUGUUUUUAUCACUUUUAGUUGAAUUACCAUUUGGAAAUCUGGAUACUAGAUUAAUAAAAAUUAUAAUGAGACCAAAGAAAAAAGUGGAUACUUUAUUAGAUUGA
Paramecium pentaurelia is the source of this 2027-nucleotide messenger RNA. NCBI's taxonomy places the organism in Eukaryota, Ciliophora, Oligohymenophorea, Peniculida, Parameciidae. The record is from the annotation of a GenBank genome assembly.